Molecule: messenger RNA, 1419 nt
Organism: Linum tenue
Lineage: Eukaryota; Viridiplantae; Streptophyta; Magnoliopsida; Malpighiales; Linaceae
Source: the annotation of a GenBank genome assembly
AUGGCCAGCCGCCAGCAACUUCACGUCUACUUCUUCCCGUUCAUGGCGCACGGCCACAUGAUACCGGCCGUCGACAUGGCCAAGCUCUUCGCUUCCCGAGGCGUCACCGCCACCAUCGUCACCACCCCGCUAAACGCCCCUCUUUUCUCCAAAACCAUCAAAACCCACCCAGAGAUCCGCAUCCGUACCCUCGACUUCCCGGCAGCCGAGGUCGGACUGCCGGCUGGAUGCGAGAACGUCGACUUCAUCACCUCCCGGAAUCUAGGCCGGGAAGCCAUGUCCAAAUUCUUCCUCGCCACCACGCUCCUCCGGGAACCCCUCGAGAAGCUCCUCGACCACGACCGGCCCGACUGCCUCGUCGCCGACAUGUUCUUCCCUUGGUCCACCGACUCCGCGGCCAGAUUCGGCGUCCCCAGGCUGCUGUUCCACGGCACCGGAUUCUUCGCUCUGUCGGCCAUGGCCGCCGUGGCGGCCCACCAGCCGUACAACCGCGUGGCGUCGGAUACCGAUCCGUUCGUGCUCCCGGGGCUGCCCCACGAAAUCCGGCUGACGAAGCGACAGGGAGGCGAGAGCGAUUUCAUGUCGGAGUUUUUCAGGAGGGUCAGGGAGGCGAACUCCGGUGGAUACGGAACCUUGGUCAAUAGCUUCUACGAGCUGGAGCCGGCCUACGUGGACCACUACGGGACCGUUUUAGGCAGGAAGGCCUGGCACGUGGGGCCCGUUUCGCUCGCAAAUGCUGACGUGGACGAUAAAGCGAGCCGAGGAGGAGGAGGAGGAGGAAGGCAAGCCGUCGUUGACCAGGACCACCAGAUCUGGAAAUGGCUCGACGCCAAGGAGCAAAACGCCGUCGUUUACAUCUGCUUCGGCAGCGUGGCCAAUUUCGGGGCGGAGCAGAUGAGGGAAAUCGCGAUCGGGAUCGAGGCGUCCGGUCGGGAUUUCGUCUGGGUGGUCAGGGGCGGCGAGCUGCCGGAGGGAUUCGAGGCGAGGACGGAAGGGAGAGGGAUGGUGAUCCGCGGGUGGGCCCCGCAGGUUCUGAUUCUGGAGCACGAGGCGGUGGGGGCGUUCGUGACGCACUGCGGGUGGAACUCGACGCUGGAGGGGAUCGCGGCGGGGCUGCCGAUGGUGACGUGGCCGGUGUCGGCGGAGCAGUUCUACAACGAGAAGCUGGUGACGGAGGUGGUGGGGAUCGGGGUAGGGGUUGGGGCGGAGCAGGCGGCGGUUUACGGGGCGACGGUGGAGAGCGGGAAGGUGGAGAGAGCUGUGAGGAGGAUUAUGUCGACGGGGGAUGAAGAGGUGGCGGAGAUGCGGCGGAGGGCGAAGGAUUUGGGAGAGACGGCGAGGAGAGCGGUGGAGGAAGGAGGGUCUUCGCACGCUGAUUUGGGGGAUCUGAUCGAGGAAUUGAAGUCGCGGCGUGGUUAG